Ichthyophthirius multifiliis is the source of this 1029-nucleotide messenger RNA. RefSeq lists its product as hypothetical. Gene Ontology annotation, molecular function: fructose 1,6-bisphosphate 1-phosphatase activity. The record is from RefSeq and is a predicted model, not a curated record. Gene Ontology annotation, biological process: sucrose biosynthetic process; fructose 6-phosphate metabolic process; gluconeogenesis. The transcript has a single exon. NCBI's taxonomy places the organism in Eukaryota, Ciliophora, Oligohymenophorea, Hymenostomatida. Gene Ontology annotation, cellular component: cytosol; cytoplasm.
AAAAUGGAAUAACUCUAUAAUAUAGAUACAAAUAUCUUCACAUUAACCAGAAACUUAGUUUAUGAAUAAUAAUAAAUAAAGGAAGCAUCUGGAGAUUUCACAUUUUUAAUCUCUUCAAUUUAAACUGCGUGUAAAUUCAUAUCCUCGAAAGUAAAAAAAGCCGGAAUUGCAAAACUAUAUGGAUAAGCUGGAAUUGAAAAUACUAGUGGAGAUUCAGUUAAAAAAUUAGAUGUUUUAUCGAAUGAGGUUUUUAUUAAUUCUUUAAGAUCAAGUGGAAAAUGUUGUAUUUUAGCAAGUGAAGAAGAAGAAAAACAUAUUGAAAUCGACAUAAAAUAAUAAGGAAAAUAUGUUGUAUGUUUCGAUCCUUUAGAUGGUUCUUCUAAUAUAGAUGCUAAUGUAUCAAUUGGAUCCAUUUUUGGAAUCUGGAAACGUGUCUCGGAUCAAUCAGAACCUGCAGAUAUUGAAGAUAUUCUCUAAAGUGGAAGAUAAAUUGUAGCAGCAGGAUAUUGCUUAUAUGGAUCUUCGACUUAAUUUGUUAUUUCAACUGGAAACGGGGUCAAUGGAUAUACUUUAGACCCUUCUUUGGGUGAAUUUGUACUUACUCACCCCAAUAUAUAAGUUAGACCAAGAGGAAAUAUAUAUUCUAUUAAUGAAGGAAACUCCUUAUAUUGGGAUGAUGCUACUAAAAAUUAUAUUAAAUCAAUUAAAUAACCCAGUGAUGGAAAUAGUCCUUAUUCUUUAAGGUAUAUAGGGUCUAUGGUAGCUGAUAUACACAGAACUAUUUUAUAUGGUGGAAUUUUCCUAUAUCCAACAGAUAAAAAAAAUAAGUAAGGUAAAUUAAGAGUACUUUAUGAAACUUUGCCUAUGGCUUUUAUAAUAGAAAAGGCAGGAGGAAAAGCUAUUACUGGUGAUGGAAAUGUUCUAGAUAUUAAACCGAAAAAAAUACAUGAAAGAUGUGGAAUUAUUUGCGGAUCAUUUGAUGAUGUUAAUGAUUGUGAAAAAUUCUAUUUAGCUGAUAAAAGAUAAUGA